CGUAAGCAUAGACAUCGUAGUGACUUUCCUCCAUGAUAAGAUGGUUUUUCACAACUUCACCGAUUCCUCAAAACUAAUAGCCACAAUGGCAUCACGUUCCCCUCCACUGGACUGUGGCUUUAAUGAAGAUACCAUAAAUAUGACUAUAUCAAGUCUCUACUUCCUGUUGUUCAUCCCUGCCCUCAUCAUCAAUGGGGUAGCAGUCUGGGUCUGCAUGCAACUUCGGUCAACGUCUACCUUCAUGGUGUAUCUGAAGAACCUUCUGGCUGCUGACCUUCUCAUGACCCUGACCAUCCCUGUCAAAGCAGCCAAUAUCCUGCCCAGUGCUCCACUGACUCUGAAGGCCUUUGCCUGUCGCUACUCUGAUGUUAUUUUCUACCUCUGUAUGUACAUGAGCAUCAUUCUAUUGGGCCUCAUCAGUCUGGACCGCUUCUUCAAGAUCGUCAGGCCCUGUGGCAGGUUGUUGGGCCAGAACCUGGUCUUCGGCAAAGUGCUGUCAGCUUCCAUCUGGGCGGUGCUGUUGGCCACUAUUGUCAUUCCAACCAUGAUCAUAACCAAUCAGGAUCCCACAAACAAGACGAAAGAAUUCUGUAUGGCAAUGAAGAGCAAUGUAGGACAAGAUUUUCACAGUGGCGUGGUCAAAUUAAACAACGUCAUCUUCUGGGUGGUGUGUGUUCUUAUUUGUUUCUGCUACAUAUGCAUAGCAAGGAAGGUUUUUCAAUCAUACAGGAAAUCAGGAAGCAGCAAUGAUGAAGGGAGGCAUAAGACCAAAGUGCGUGUGUUUUUGGUUCUGGUGGUUUUCCUGAUGUGUUUCGGCCCCUACCACUCCAUACGGAUCUCCUACACCUCGCUUCAGGUUACCUCAAGAACCAGCUGCACUAAGGUUACCUUACGGAUCUCUAAGGAGAUUGCCUUGUGGAUGUCAGCCAUGAACGUCUGUCUGGACCCUCUCAUCUACUUCUUCCUGUGUAAGUCCUUCAGGAUCAGCCUGUUCAAGACGCUACGUCUCUCACCUGGGACCUGUAGCUGGCUCGCUGGGAGAGGACCCAACACAAUAGAGAAUCAGACCCCAACACAGGAGGGAGACUCCUGUGACUGUACAGAAAAUUAAAACUCUUUGGAAUGAUCUACUUUAUGUUGUAAAAAGUUGUGUUUGACAGAGUAUCAUACUCCCAGGUGUAGGGUUAACUAUCCAACUAGUUAUACUAGAAAUGAAUCCACCAGGUGUAAUGUACUAUCCAACUAGUUAUACUAGAAAUGAAUCCACCAGGUGUAAUGUACUAUCCAACUAGUUAUACUAAAAAUGAAUC
Molecule: messenger RNA, 1310 nt
Organism: Salvelinus fontinalis (brook trout)
Lineage: Eukaryota; Metazoa; Chordata; Actinopteri; Salmoniformes; Salmonidae
Product: P2Y purinoceptor 13-like
Exons: 2
Coding region: 41-1111 (356 amino acids)
Biological process (GO): negative regulation of adenylate cyclase activity; G protein-coupled receptor signaling pathway
Cellular component (GO): membrane
Molecular function (GO): G protein-coupled purinergic nucleotide receptor activity
Source: RefSeq, a predicted model, not a curated record